UCGGUCUCACUCGAGCUCGCGCGCUUACUCGGUCGGACAUUGCCGUGCCAUCGCCUGAAACGACAGGGCCAUGCGCGUUGAUGGUGAUCCCCCGCGGUUACAAAUGUGAAGAAUAUGAGGUGACAACUCAAGAUGGAUAUAUAUUGAGCAUGCAAAGGAUCCCGCAGAGAGGGGGAGGAGGCGUAAACGGCAGCGGCGGCGGCAAUGACGACGGAAAAAGGAGGCAACCUGUGCUAUUGCAACAUGGGGUUUUAAUGGAUGGCAUAACAUGGCUGCUUAAUUCGCCCCAACAAUCGCUCGCAUUCGUCUUAGCAGACCACGGGUUCGAUGUGUGGAUCGCGAACACGAGAGGAACUCGAUGGAGUCGUCGUCACGUCUCCCUCGACCCAUCUAGCACGGCUUAUUGGGCUUGGUCUUGGGAUGAGCUUGUUACCAAUGAACUCCCUGCUACUUUUGACUUUGUGUAUAGUAAAACAGGGCAGAAGCUGCAUUAUGUUGGUCACUCCAUGGGUACUCUGACAGCUCUUGCAUCCUUCUCUGAAGGGAAGCUGGUGGAUAAGGUCCAGUCAGCAGCACUUUUAAGUCCAAUAGCUUAUCUCACUCAUAUGACCACCCCCAUUGGCAUUCUCUGUGCCAAAGCCUUCAUUGGAGAAAUCAUAACCAAUUGGCUCGGAAUCGCGGAAUUUAACCCCACAGGGAAGGAUGUAACAAACCUGCUGAAGACACUCUGCCUUGAUCCAAAUGUGGAUUGCUAUGACCUCAUGAGAGCCUUCACAGGGAACAAUUGUUGCCUCAAUGCCUCCACAGUUGAGCUCUUCCUCAAGUACGAACCGCAGCCGACGUCGACGAAGACAAUGGUCCAUUUGGCUCAAACUUUUCGAGAUGGCGUUUUAACGAAGUACGACUACGGGAGGGGAGAGGCGAACAUCGAGUACUACGGGCAGAGCACGCCCCCGAUCUACAACAUGUCGAACAUCCCGAAGAGCUUGCCUUUGUUCCUGAGCUACGGCGGCCAAGACUCGCUCUCUGACGUUCGUGACGUUGAGCUGCUGCUGGAUGAUCUCAAAUUCCACGAAGGCGAUAAGCUGACCGUUCAGUUUGUGAAGGACUACGCCCACGCCGAUUUCGUUAUGGGGGUAUCUGCAAAGCAGAUCGUGUACGAUGCAGUGAUCGCGUUCUUCGAUCGGCAAUAAGAACGAACUAGGGGUGAUCAUUUGAAACAAUGAAGAAUGUUCAAAAUUAAACAAUGAUCUACACAUAUAAGUUUUUGCGCCAAAUUAAUAUACUGUGCUGAUCAUGAAGGGUCGUAAUCAUUCAUCAAAGUGUUGAGGUUGGAAAUAAAAUUUACAACAUUUGGAGUGAACAACACAAAAGUUGGAACCAUGAGACUGCAACUGUUAGGAAUGCUAUAAAACUCUCCAAAUGUGGCGAUAA
This is a messenger RNA of Ananas comosus (pineapple), 1434 nucleotides long. RefSeq names its product triacylglycerol lipase 2. Gene Ontology annotation, biological process: lipid metabolic process. Bases 81 to 1193 code for a protein of 370 amino acids. The record is from RefSeq and is a predicted model, not a curated record. The transcript is spliced from 9 exons. Gene Ontology annotation, molecular function: hydrolase activity, acting on ester bonds. Lineage: Eukaryota; Viridiplantae; Streptophyta; Magnoliopsida; Poales; Bromeliaceae.